UCUUUAUAUAAAAUAUACUAUUAUAAUCUUUACUAGCAUAAAGAUUAUAGUAGACUCCGGAGAUUGUUCGUGUGUCAAAGUUGGAGGCCGGACGCUUGAACGGCUACGUUUGCUCCUUCAACAUCUUUUGCUCGACUUCUCGUUCAUACCGCUUUACCAGAGAAGCAAGGAUGAAGAAGUCAGUGAAGGAGAUAGAAUGAAGCCUACGAAGUUCAUUCCAUUGAGAAGUCUACCUCUGAAGACUACACAGAGAAAUCCGGAUUCAUAUAGUGCGGAGCCUACCGGAAAUCAUGGCCAGCCUUCCAAUAUUCGGAUUCAGUGUAUCAUGAAAAAGAGGGAAGAGUCCCACGGGAUUGUUAAGAAGUGGUGGAGUUCCUUGAUCAUGGCCAGUGGCUUGUUGGAGACCUCGCAUAUGGAAGAAAUCAUGAUCUACUUCAUUAAAAUGUAUAACAAGAAAGAUAGCACAUAUGCCGUCCUCCUAGAGAGCUUUCAAAUGUUAAGUGUGGUCAAUGCCAGUACUGAACAAUUUCCAAUCCUGGACACCGGCAUCACGAUGUACUGUCAAACAUGCUCUGCGUCUUCCUCCAAGAAUGGAAACAAUGAGUAUCAUGCGGAAGAGACGAUGACAGAGCACAGCGGUAGCCCAAAGCCCACACAAGGAACAUUCGAGGUUCCGGCGAUAAAGACGAAGGUAAAUCCAAAGGACUUUACACAUAUGAAGCUGUUUGUGAAGUCUUCACUGCAAUACUUCCAAAAAUUGAUGAAAGAAAAGUUGUGCGAUCAUAUGAAAAUCCUAGAAGUGUUUAGGAGAGAUUCUCCUUUUGGUGCUUUCCUUGAUGUCCAACUUGUUCCCCCUCCAGCCAUGUUAUGGCAGUUGAUGGUUAGGGAGGCUAAUGUGGAAGGAGCAAAAGAGAAGUAUGAUAAGGAUUCACUGCCUGUUUUUGUUAAAGAAAACUGGUCAAAGAGUGUGGUAUGUUACACUUCUGUUGUCGAAAGGUUCUCAAAAUUGUGCCGGCUACUUGACGAUGAAGGGAAGAAAGAGUAUGCACUCCAGUGGAUAGUGAAGGUGGUGACAUUGAUGUUUGUUGUCCUCGUUUUAAUUGGUCAAGUAACACCCGCCUUCCGUCGACCUGGUUCACCUGCGACCCAACGGAUCGGUAGGGUUAUAUGGGCGGUCUGAGAACCGUCCGUGGAGAAAAACGCAUUAAUGUCUAUUUAUUAUGAAACGGUUGGGUUUAAUUGAUGGGUUAAUAAUGACUAUUUAUUAGG
Molecule: messenger RNA, 1269 nt
Organism: Cuscuta campestris
Lineage: Eukaryota; Viridiplantae; Streptophyta; Magnoliopsida; Solanales; Convolvulaceae
Source: the annotation of a GenBank genome assembly